Protopolystoma xenopodis is the source of this 330-nucleotide messenger RNA. NCBI's taxonomy places the organism in Eukaryota, Metazoa, Platyhelminthes, Monogenea, Polystomatidea, Polystomatidae. The record is from the annotation of a GenBank genome assembly.
AUGGCAAAACUCACUGAUGAUGCCGGAGAAACUUUUGAGAAUGUACCAUGUCCACUGUUUGAUGCUGGGAAUCAUGACAACUACUAUGUCCGCGACUUCGGACUAGGAAAAGUUGGUUUUAAUGAAUUCGUGAAAGUGUCGUAUUAUAAACCGAAGCAGGAUUUCCGCGGAGUUAAGACUGUCGUAUUGUACGAAGAGGUUCUCGGCUUAAUUCCCUGCGAUCCCGAUGAACCCGUGCUAAGGUUUUGUCUGUACCUCGACCGACAUCAAAUCAAGAAUCCAUGCAUUACGAAAUUACGCAAAAAUAUGCUAAACCAAUAUAAAAGGUGA